This is a messenger RNA of Stegodyphus dumicola, 1953 nucleotides long. RefSeq lists its product as uncharacterized. Lineage: Eukaryota; Metazoa; Arthropoda; Arachnida; Araneae; Eresidae. The record is from RefSeq and is a predicted model, not a curated record.
AUGGCAUUAAUUAAGAUUUUAUAUUUCCAAACACACGUGGGACACACAGUAGAUCUAGAACAUUUGCCAUUAACAAAAGAUUUGCGAGAAGUGAUUGCAGGUAAGUUAAAUGAAGGCAUUCCACCACAGAAAAUAUUAGAUUCCACAAGGAAUAGUAUUAAAGAAGACAUUUACAGGGAGCAUUUAUUGACAAAAAAAGACAUACAUAACAUUUCUAAUUCUUACUGUAUUGGUAAUGAUGAACAAUAUCAUCCAACUGAUGCUGUCAGUUUAAGGAUCUGGAUAGAAAAAAUGAAAUGUUUAGAUGAUAAUCCAGUUCUUUUUGUAAAAUUCCAAGGAGAAGCAGCAGAUCAGCACUUGGAAAUUAGUGACUUCUGCAUCAUCAUAAUGACAAAUGUUCAAAAGCAUAUGCUUUUAAAGUUUGGAUCCGAUAGCAUAUGCAUCGAUAGCACACAUGGGACUAAUGCUUACGAUUUUCAAUUAUCGACAGUUUUAGUCAUAGACGAGUUUAAUUCAGGAUUUCCUGCUGCUUUUUGCCUAAGCAAUAGAGUAAAUUUAGGUUCAAUGCAAAAAUUUUUUCAGUGUAUUAGGGACAAAGUUGGACUGCUGUCUGUAAACUGCUUUAUGAGUGAUGAUGCACCAGUAUAUUAUACUGCAUGGACAUCAGUAAUGUGUGAUGCCAAAUUUAGGAUUCUAUGCACCUGGCACGUUAAAAAGGCAUGGCUGCAAGCAGCAAAUUCAAUUAUCCCCUCAAAGCGAAAGGAAGUUUUGAAAUUUUUAAAUGUAGUAUCUGAAUGUCAUGAUAUAAAAGAAUUUGAAGCACUGAUAUCUGAUUUCCUCAGCAAACUCUUUGCUGAUAGAGAUACAGACAAGUUUGCUAAUUAUUUUGCUUCAAAUUAUGCAAACAGAUGUGAGUUGUGGGCUAAAUGUUAUAGAAAAAGAUGUAACAUCACAACUAACAAUCAUCUUGAAGCACUGCAUCGAGUUUUAAAAUAUUCUUAUCUUGAUGGAUUGAAAAACAAGAGGGUUGAUAGGUGCAUUGCGAAGCUUAUUAAUAUGGUGCAAGAUAAAUGGUUCCAGAGAUUUAUCAAAACAACAAAAGGGGCAAACACAUCAAAGAUCAACCAAACAAAUUUACGACACAACAGAGCAAUAAAUUUUCCAGCUAAUAAUAUCACAGAAAUCAAUGAGUUUUCUUGGCAUGUGAUUUCAGAAAGUGACCCUACUCUUGAAUAUACUGUUACUGUUACUCAAAUACAUACACAAUGCAUUAAUUGUAACAUUGUUUGUAAAUGGUGCAAAAUUUGUAACGAUGCAUUUGUAUGCACAUGCACAGAUGCCACGAUUAAAGGAAGUGUCUGUAAACAUAUACAUGCAAUAAUUUUAAAGACAAGAUUACCUAAUAGAGAACAGCCAGCUAAAACUAAAGAAUCAAAUGAUGUAAAAUCCUUUCUUGAUCUAUCAGCACAAAAAUUAAAAAAAUCAGGAACCAAGCACCAUAUUAUAGAUCAACUGAGUAUCAUAUCAAAACUUGUAACAUCAACAACAGUAAAUAAUAUAACUUUGGGAGAUAUUGAAAACACACUGAAUAAAGUGAUUACAAAAUUAAAGAACGAAAAGCCGAAAUUGAAAAUGGUGAACUAUGAACCUACAAAUAAAAAAGCAGAGAAACAAAAGAAUUUCUUUUUUACGAGAAAGAAAAGAAAAAGUCCAUGCAGUACUGAAAAUAUUGCAACAACUUCAUACAAGAAAGCUGCUAUAGAUGCCAUUGGAAAUAAUGAAACUCUUAUAAUUCAUGAUUCUUUUGAUCAUGCAUAUAUUGAUAUCUCAUCAUUUGAUGGUACACAUACAGUACAGUUAGCAACAUCAUUUUACACAAAACAUCGACAUAUAAUGUGUUUAUUAGGACGUAUCACAACAAUAUGUGCAAAAGAACUAAAAGUUUCAGCAUGA